CCAUACUUGAAGUCCUUCGUCGCCUUCUUCAUCAUCAGUGCCGAUGCCUUUUAUUGUAUAAAAUAUUCGCCAUCAAACCAUCGUCAACGGACGGCAACCGAAGGGAUCUACCUACUCGUCAGCCCCUCAACCGCAGCCAGCAUGUCGCAGACCGCCACCGAGACGCGUUCCGUGGCGCAUCAUCAGCAUGCGUCGUUCGGGCCCGAGGCGUACGAGCUCGGCCGUCUGAGUUCCAGCCACGGCCGCCCACUCGGCGACAUCUCGCCGAAGCGGGACGGCCUCGAGGAGCAUCAGGCGUCAGACGUCCCGGACGACAGCCCGCCGCCGCACGCCCACGGGACCCUCGAGCGAUGGAACUCGCCCAAGGGCAACGUCGGCAGGCUGGGCUUCGCCUUUUUCUCCUUCAUCAUUGCCGGCAUGAACGAUGCGGCCGUCGGUGCCCUGAUUCCAUACCUCGAAACCUACUAUGACCUCAGCUACACCAUCGUCUCGCUCAUCUUCCUGACGCCCUUCGCCGGCUACUCGGUCGCCGCCUUCACCAACGCCAGGAUCCACCAAAAGUUCGGCCAGCGGGGCGUCGCCAUCAUGGCGCCCCUGUGCCACAUCAUCACCUACGUCGUCCUCGCCCUGCACCCCCCCUACCCGGUGCUCGUCGUGGCCAACGCCAUCAGCGGCUUCGGCAACGGCCUGACGGACGCCUGCUUCUGCGCCUGGAUCGGCGCCAUGGACAAGGCCAACACGAUCCAGGGCUUCCUGCACUCCUCCUACUCCGUCGGCGCCCUCAUUUCCCCGCUGAUUGCCACGUCCAUGGUGGUCACCGCCCAGCUCCCCUGGUACAACUACUACUAUGUCAUGGUCGGCGCAGCUGUUCUCGAACUCGUCGGUCUGGUCAUCACUUUCUGGCCAAAGACGGGCGCCGUGUACCGCGCCGAGCACGCCCACGAGAACGACGGUCAGGGGGGCGCCGGCACCCGAGCUGCGCUCAAGUCCAAGGUCACCUGGCUUUGCUCUCUGUUCUUCUUCGCCUACAUGGGUGUUGAAGUCGGUCUCGGUGGCUGGAUCGUCACUUUCAUGCUUCGAGUCCGCAAAGCGUCCGCCUACGCCUCUGGUGUUUCCGCCACGGGCUUCUGGGCCGGACAAGCCCUCGGCCGCGCUUGUCUGGGCUUCGUGACCGAGAGGUUCGGCGAGAGGCUCUGCAUCAGCAUCUACCUCGUCAUCUGCAUUGCCCUCCAGCUCCUCUUCUGGCUCGUCCCGCAGUUUGUCGUCUCAGCCAUCGCCGUUGCCUUCCUCGGCUUCUUCUUGGGCCCGUUGUUCCCCGGGGCCGUCAUGAUGACGGCUAAGCUUCUGCCGAAGCACAUUCACGUCAGCGCAAUCGGCUUCGCCAUGGCCAUUGGCGGUACGGGAGGAACCGUCUUCCCGUUCAUCAUCGGUGCCAUUGCGACCAGCAGAGGUGUCAGCGUGCUCCAGCCCAUCGUUCUGUCGCUCAUUGCCGUGGUUGUCAUUGUCUGGCUCUGCUUCCCACGGAUCCAAAAGAAGGACUAGAUAAGACAUUAGCAUGUAGGCUCUUGAAAAAACAUCGCACUGUCAUAGGCUCCUCGCUGUACUAUCAUAAGAGAUGCGAAAUUAGUUGGUACGCAGUCCGCUUGUGCUUCAUCGCACGAUCCCAAUAUAUUGGUGUCACAGGUGGCUCGAGACGGUCGAGAUUUUUCAGCUGAUUGGUAUAGAACCCCUCCAUUGAUGUGACUAAUGUUGCAUGAAGGAGAGUAAGAAAGAAGAUAUCUGCAAGGUGCAGUACAGGUCUGGAGGGGUUGCAAUACUUGUCUUUGCCGGCCGGAGUCCGGCCUGGCGGCCGAUGUGGCGGCCGAGAUGAAACAGCUGGCAGCCAGCUGUCAGUCAUAUUCCUACACAAUUGCCCUGUCGUCGCAGCCACCUACAACAUCACUUAUCACGGUCUUUUAUCUUCACAAUCAUCGGAAGUGAAAACAAAAUCAGAUAGGAAGAAAUCUUGUUCAGUCUACGAGGUAGACGGCAGAUUUAUAUACAAUGCUUCCAUGAUUCCAGCUCUGGCAAAACACUCGACCCCCGUAAUAUGUACACAUUAAGGGGGUGUAUAUCAACAAGCCCGUCGCCGCCACUCGUAAAUACUGAGUCAAGUAUGUACAAAGAAAUGUCGAGUUUCGUUCCUUCACUUUCAGACCAACCCUUUCCCUCUUUCUCUCAGCCUCGUUCGUGCC
This is a messenger RNA of Colletotrichum destructivum, 2234 nucleotides long. RefSeq names its product Putative major facilitator superfamily, MFS transporter superfamily. Gene Ontology annotation, biological process: transmembrane transport. Lineage: Eukaryota; Fungi; Ascomycota; Sordariomycetes; Glomerellales; Glomerellaceae. Bases 142 to 1542 code for a protein of 466 amino acids. Gene Ontology annotation, cellular component: membrane. The record is from RefSeq and is a predicted model, not a curated record. The transcript is spliced from 5 exons. Gene Ontology annotation, molecular function: transmembrane transporter activity.